This is a messenger RNA of Helianthus annuus (common sunflower), 582 nucleotides long. RefSeq lists its product as uncharacterized. The record is from RefSeq and is a predicted model, not a curated record. Bases 1 to 582 code for a protein of 193 amino acids. Lineage: Eukaryota; Viridiplantae; Streptophyta; Magnoliopsida; Asterales; Asteraceae. The transcript has 2 exons.
AUGGUAAAUUAUUACUACAACGAGUUUUUUGCGGAUGGCAAUGGUUCAACCGAUGAGGAGGUUGAGCAAGAGGCGGUUACGAGUGCUUGUCAACUAGCGAUGAGAUAUGUCGAGCAUUGUCGUCGCCCCCAAGCAAAAAAAGGUAAAAGAGGUUAUAUUGAACGAGACCGACACGGGGCACACGAUCGUUUGAUGAAAGAUUAUUUUGAUGAGGAGCCGACAUAUUCGAACGAAAUGUUUAGGCGUCGUUUCCGAAUGAGUAAGCGGUUAUUUCUACGCAUAGUCGACGACUUGGAAGCCAACUACGAUUAUUUUAAACAAAAAGCGGAUGCGAGAGGGGAACUUGGAUUUACCGGUAUCCAAAAGUGUACGUCGGCGUUACGAAUCCUUGCUUAUGGAAACACUACCGACAUCAAUGACGAGUAUCUAAAAAUGGCGGAGAAAACAACGAGAGAUAGCUUGGAGCAUUUUUGUCGCGGUAUAAUUGAUGUGUACGGUGCGCGUUAUCUUAGAAUGCCCAGAAUUAUGUGCCAGAAGCCGUUCAAGAGGAGCAUCCACAGGCGUCAAUGGAAGAAAGAGUGA